AUCAGAUGUGGCAACAGCAGGCAGAGGUGGAGGAGCCAGAGCAACAAUCGAGCGGAAAAUCAAUGAGCAGCAGGCGGAGGCACAGAAAGCCCAAGGCAAUAGCACUAUUACCAAGACAUUUAAACCGCGCCCGAUCCCAUUAAUCCGACCAGCUCGAGGAUGCAACAGGCUGGCCAACUGACGCCCCAGCAACUGCAGCAACAGCAGCAGCAGCUCCAGCAGCAGCAGCAACUGCAACAGAAUGGCGGCGACUUGUCCGCCUACGCCUCCCAGCCGGGGGUCAGUAGGCGUGGCCCCAUAAGCGGCGGCCGCUUCGACUUUGAGGAUGGCGGCACGUACUGCGGCGGAUGGGACGAGGGCAAGGCGCACGGACACGGAGUCUGUACGGGUCCCAAGCACCAGGGCGCCUAUGCCGGAGCCUGGAACUACGGAUUCGAGGUCUCCGGCUCAUACAUCUGGCCCAGCGGAUCACACUACGAGGGCCAGUGGCAGAACGGACGCCGUCAUGGCCUGGGCGUGGAGCAGAUCGGGCGGCAGAUCUACCGCGGCGAGUGGUCCAAGGAUGGGCACAAGGGACGCUACGGUGUCCGGGAGAGCACGGUGUCGACGGCCAAGUACGAGGGCACCUGGAACGAGGGCUAUCAGGACGGGUCCGGAUGCGAGACCUACGCGGAUGGAGGCAAGUACCAGGGCCAGUGGCAGGAGGGCAAGCGACACGGGUAUGGAAUCCGCACCUCGGCCCCCUUUGGCCUGGCCUCUCACCACCGCCGUAAGAACCUGCACGCCUCCCUCAGCUCCCUGCGGAGCGGAGAGAACGGAAACGCGGCCAAGAUGGUGGAGAAGGCGGAGGAGAUCCGGGGCGGAUUCGUCCUCACGGCUAAGUCGGACAAGCUUCCGGUGCGCCGCAACAGCCUGACGGACAAGACCGGCAAGAAGGGCUUCCUGAUGGGCCUCAAGAUGCGAAAGCAGCGAAGCACCGGGGAUCUGGAGAAGCGUGGAACCAUCGCUUCGGGCAGUAUACGCUCCACCAUGUCCUCGGCUUCCUGGAUUAGCACCGGCUCCGAGCAGUCCAACCUGACCACAAAAUCCAAUCACACAGAGUCCAAUGCCAGUUUCACCAUGGACGAUGAGCAACUGGACCCCACUGUGGUUGAGACCUACAUGGGCGAGUGGAAGAAGGACAAGCGUUGUGGUCACGGUGUGGCCGAACGCAGUGAUGGACUCAAAUACGAGGGCGAGUGGUAUAAUAACCGCAAGCAUGGCUAUGGUGUUACCACCUUCCGGGACGGCACCGUCGAGGAGGGCAAGUACAAGAACAACAUCCUGAUCACCAGCCAGAAGAAGAAGCAUUUGUUCCUGGCGCGCUCCCGCAAAUUCCGCGACCGCAUCACGGCGGCGGUGAAUGCGGCCCAGCGCGCCCUCAAGAUGGCCAUGCAGCGGUCGGACAUGGCCAUUUCCCGCAUGGCCACCGCCGCGGCCAAGGCCCAGAACGCGGACAUGGCCGCCGAGCAGGCGCGCAUCGAUUGCGAGAAUGCCGUUCGGAUGGCGCGCGAGUUUGCUCCGGACUUCAAGCCGUCGGUGCUGGAGCGGUUCGAAAAGCUGCGCUUCCGGGAGCGGGAACGCUUCCGUCCCGGGCAGUCGGCCGCCUCCGAUGCCAACGUGAAGAUGGGCGUGGGCAUGCAGCCGUCGCAGCAGCAGUCGCAGCAGCAGGCGGGCCAGUUCUCGCCGGCGAGCAGCAGCGGCUCGGACGCCUAUGCCACGCAGGCCCAGCGCCAGCAGCAAUAUCUGAACAUGCAACAGGUGCAGCAGCAGCAGCGUCGGAUGUCGCAGCAGAAGCAGGAGUCCGAGUGCCCGGUGCCGUCGUCCAUGUACUCGCAGCAGCUGCCCGUAUCGCCGCAGACGGACCUCUCCGGCAUGGUCAGCCAGGGCCAGCCCAGCCACGCCCAGGUGAUCAGCGCCAUCAAUCAGAUGUACCAUCAGCAGCAGCACCAGCAGCAGCAGCAUCAACAGCUGCAGCAGCAGCAGCCGUCGCAGCAACAGAGCAAUCCGCAAAUGAAUCCUGCAUAUCAGUUCCAGCAGCAGCAGCCGCCUGGCCAGGCCAAGAUCAAUUCCAAUCUGAAUGCCAACCUCAAACAGAACCAGAACCAGAACCAGGUCCAAGGUCAAACCCAAAACCAGAAGCAAGUGCCCUUCGGGGCGGGCACAAACGUGGCUGGCCUGUCGCCGCAACAACAGCAACUUCUGCAGCAGCAGCAACUCCAGCAGCAGCAACAGCAACAGCAACUCCUACAACAACAGCAGCAGCAGCAACAGCAACUCCUGCAGCAGCAGCAGCUCCAGCAGCAGCAACUCCAUCAGCAGCAGCAACAGCAACUCCAGCAGCAACCCUCGCUGCAUGCCUCGCCCAGCCACAAUGCCUCGAACCUGCUGCGCCGCGCCUCGCAAAUGCAACAGCAGCAGCUCCAGGAGGCGGCCAGUGCCGCCGCCAUGUCGGCCAAUGCCGCUGCCAUGGCCGCCGCCCAGCAGCAGCAGCGCAGCGGCCGCCCGCCCAUGCUGGGCCAGAUGGGCCAGCAGUCCUCCAUCGACCACUUCGACCACUACAAGCGACCGCCCAGCCGCGACUCCUCCAUCGAUCGGUACGCCCGGGCGGCCAGCAGGCUGAGCGGCGCCUUUGCCGGCUCGCGGCAGACCUCGCUGGACCGCUCCGGCCUCGCCGAUCCGCUGACCAACGGCGGCACCAGCACUCCCGACGGCCGCCAGCGGGCGGGCUCAGUAUUCCGCGGAUCCACCCCGCAACCAGGAGCCGGAGCCUCGCAGAUGACGGGCAACGGAUCGCUGCCCUCGGGCAAUGGUUCCGCGGCCGGAGGGCGUCUAUCGCGUGCUGGCACGCCCAGUUUGGGGUCCGGAGGACGGGCGCCCAGUCAAAGCAACGCGGAGCCGCUGUUCUCCUCGCCCAACCAGCCGUUCGAGGAUGUGCUGCUGCGCCAGCGGACACUUGGCCAGGACAUCAUUCCCUCGCCCUCGCAGCCCAAGCGCACGGAGAGCCUGUAUCUGCCGGCCAAGCCGGCCACGCCCGUGGGCAUGGCCAUGGGCGGCAAAGGAGGCGGUGGAGGAGGCGGCGGCGGCGGUGGCGGUGGCGGCAAGAAAAUGAAGUCGGUGCCCAUUAAUGUGACGCUGCAAAGGAAAAAGUCCAUGCCAGAUUUCCAGGAGCUGCCCCGCGCCACCGAGGCCAUGAGCCGGGAGGAGGUAUCCGCCCUUGGCUCGGCCCGGCGGGAGGCAGUGCGUCGCCAGAUCGAGGUCAACGAACGCCUUCGAGCGAAUCCGUUGUUGUACUUGGUCAGUCCACAGGUUAGGGAUUGGUUUGUGCGCCAACAGCUGAUGCUGAUUGUCCUGUUUUUCAAUGCGGCGUUGGCGCUGCUGUUUGUUUACAUGCUCACCUAGCGCUGGCGGAGGCGCAGGAUGCGGCGGGUCAGAGGUGGAUUUGGAUGGGAUUUGGAUGCCGUGCACCACCUGGCUAUGAGCCACUGUGGUUUCGGCCACCAGAUCCGAGCAAAGUCCGCAAAAAGCCGCUGUUUUGUGGGCUUUUUGUAGGCCACUGCAACGCCGCGAUUUGUUUUUGGUGGGUGGGUUUGGGGGGUAUAUUGAGAGCUAAUAAGUUUUUAGCAUUUGCAGUAACCAAUUAAAAAAAAAAAACAUUUAAGUAAAGUACCAUUUAUAUAAUGAUAUGUAUAUCAGAUGUGUAACACGCUAAACGAUGGGAAAACAUAAAUCGAAUUAAAAGUCUAGACUGCAGCCAAAUAAUGGAUAAUUAAAUUAUAAAUCAUAGCGCAGGACUGCAAUGCACAAACCGUAGUAAACCUAAUUGAAUCUUUCAUUUGUCGAGCCAAUUAAAAAUUUGUAUUUGCCGCUGAGGGGGAGCUGGAUAAGAGAUCCAAUAAAAACUAUAUGCAAAUCAAUUUAACGAAUUUUUCUACACAUCUAAUGUAAAGGUAAACGGCGUGAAACCAGUGUUUAAUCAAUGUUUAAUCAUGAUACCAAAAUAAACGCAUAAUUUACUUCAA
Molecule: messenger RNA, 4061 nt
Organism: Drosophila bipectinata
Lineage: Eukaryota; Metazoa; Arthropoda; Insecta; Diptera; Drosophilidae
Source: RefSeq, a predicted model, not a curated record